Messenger RNA from Ornithodoros turicata, 4326 nucleotides. RefSeq names its product protein phosphatase 1D-like (gene Pp2C1). Gene Ontology annotation, biological process: peptidyl-threonine dephosphorylation; negative regulation of gene expression, epigenetic. Gene Ontology annotation, molecular function: mitogen-activated protein kinase binding; cation binding; protein serine/threonine phosphatase activity. The record is from RefSeq and is a predicted model, not a curated record. NCBI's taxonomy places the organism in Eukaryota, Metazoa, Arthropoda, Arachnida, Ixodida, Argasidae. The transcript has 6 exons. Bases 61 to 1536 code for a protein of 491 amino acids.
AGCAACAGCAGUACGGGAAAGGCCACAUUGUGUGGGGGUCGGCGGCGUGUGUUUUUCGGGAUGCCAACGAUGCUCGGUUUAAAUUUACGUGUUACCGGGCACUGUAACCAAGGCGGACGAAAAUAUAUGGAGGAUGCUUUCGUCGUGGGAUACCAGCAGACGAAAGACGAGAAGGACUUGGAGUACGCUUACUUUGGCAUCUUUGACGGACACGGCGGCAGAGAGGCAGCUCUUUACGCCAAGGAGCAUCUGCUCGACGCUAUAGUGAAGCAGAAAAACUUCUGGUCAAACAACGAUGACGACGUGCUGCGGGCAAUUAAGGAUGGAUUCAUCGCUACCCACCACGGCAUGUGGAAGGAAGUUGGGACGUGGCCCAAGACAAUGUCAGGCCUACCCAGCACAUCUGGUACGACAGCCAGCAUAGCCUUCAUCCGAAAGAAAAAGCUGUACAUUGGCCAUGUUGGUGACUCCAGGAUCGUCCUGGGUUAUGAAAGUCCCGACGGUGACUGCUGGAUACCAGAGUCACUGACAAAGGACCACAAGCCAGAAAGCCCAGCAGAGAAAGAACGCAUCUACAGCGCCGGCGGCUUAGUCAUGAAUAAAUCGGGUGUAGAUCGUGUCGUCUGGAAUCGGCCGCGGGUUGGACACAAGGGACCCGUGCGGAGAAGCACCCACUUUGACCAGAUCCCCUUCCUGGCUGUUGCGAGGUCGUUAGGAGACCUAUGGAGCUACAACUACUUUCGAGGCGCCUUCGUUGUGAGCCCCGAGCCAGACGUGUGUGUUGUCCCACUUGACUCUAAGCGGGACCGCUGCAUCAUAAUUGCCUCGGACGGACUGUGGAACAUGAUCGGGACGCGGGAAGCCGUCCGACUGGUCCGGGAAGCAGAGAGGGAGAACGAAGGAAUUCUGCUCGAAUCCGGGCAGUCGGGCUCUGAAGGGCGGCCGGUACAAAACCCAUCGAAGUUGCUCGUGGACGAAGCUUUAAGUCUGUGGUCGGAUUAUAACGCCCGUGCGGACAACACGAGUGUGGUGACAGUCAUGCUGGACCCCGCCGGGCCAUCCCAUCGUGAAGUGCUGAUGCGGCAGAAGGUGCUGCGUAAGCUCAGGCCGCGGGUAGAACUCUGGGAUCAGGAUGGUGCCUCAUCUCCUUCACAGGGUUCGUGCGACCAACCACCAGGGGAUGCCCCGGCCGCCGACACGGCCACCGAACGGCAGCCAGACUUUGAAAUGGACACGUUGCCUCGCCCAGUCAUUUUAACUCCCAAGCGUGUCACCACCAACGCGUGUGUCCGGACUGAGCGUCACACGCCACCCGACCAACCGCCCGAGUGGCCGGAGCAGGAGAAACGCCCGGCGGACAGUGCGGCGGCGGACACUUCCCUCCAGGAGAUGCAGGAGAACCAACCGGGCUCCACAAAGCGCCACUCGUCCCCCCGCAGUGACAGUGAACCUCCCCAGAAGCUUCUACGACCGCAGAACGGGACGGAGGCCACGUCCCGACCGCCGGCCCUGAGGCUACGGCGGACGAAACUAUGACGCCAGUAGUACCUCCGCGCAUACGUCGCCGGCUUAGAUUAUUUAUAGGACUCGAACAAAGUGUGCCGCGCAACGGUGUGGCGCCGCGCAGCUUGCAAGUGCUCAACUAGAUUUCUCAACAUCGUCACGUUUGUUGCGUCUGAUACAGACGUCACGUGGACACUCUUCAACGAUCAUUGAAACGCCGCCGAAUGUGUCAGUUUUUCAAAAAGCAUUGGAACCUGCGCUCCCUGACAGGUUGGCAAGUUGCACACUUGGCGGCGCUGCGCGCAUGUUGAACGGCCUUUGGGUUCAAUGACGAUUGAAAACUGCCCACGUGUCAGGGGGUAUCGGACCCCUCCAAUAUUGAAUUUGGAAAUUACGGUGCGGUAAAGUUAGGCACUCAAUGUACCUGCACGUGUUUACUCGGAUACAGGUCAACAACACUCCAUGGAAAAUGCAAAUAACAAUAAUAACAUUCAUUAUCAUUGUAAUAUAGGGUCACCAACGUAUUUAAGAGGACAGAGAAAAGUUCUUCAUUUUACAUUUCAUUUAAAGUUACUUCAAGUGUCACGUGGCGUCCGAACUUACGGAAAGUUUGAUUGUCGGAGCAGCUUGCCCGGACAGCUAAGGCACUCUGUUUACUAUUGUGAGCAGAACCACCUAGUGUUUCGAGAAUAUUUACGCAAGAAAACACUUUGACCAAUAUUCCGAUAAAUAUGGUAGUUCAAGGUCUACAGAUAUACAAGAGACAAAAGAGGCUACUUAAAAGCAGAAAGGUAUUGAUUGACAUAAAAAUUGUCUGCAGCAAACCAUCCACCCAAUUGUUUGGGUUCUCCAACCAAUAUUGGGGUAGUGAAAUGAUAGGUGUGGAAUGGAGAACAUUUUAGCAUAGCGUCAUCCAUACGAGAUUUCCUGAAAUUGUCACUCAUAAUCACACGGGCAGGAAAACAAGUGGUGUGUUACUGAAAAAAAAAAAAAAAAAAUGUUCGGGUCCAUUGGGGAGACUAUUCUAUUUUUAUUGGCCGUAGCAUCAACCGCAUCCCUCAUGUUGUCGUACCAGGACAACACAGCUUCCACGUUCAUCAACCGGGAAGGCCGUAAAUCGUGCCAACUGCAGGGACAGCUGUCGCGGAAUCUUUCUGUUAGUCACCUUCAGUGUUGUUUCGUAAGUCAUGUUGUACACCUGCCCUAAUUUCAUCAACGUAUCACUUGUCAACGUGCGAUUGCAGCCAUCCUUAGGACAUGCAGUCUACCUCCCUGUAAUUGCGAGGCAAUAUGACAGGACAUUGUGGCCAUCCUGCACACUGCAAGGCACUCUGUUAUGUAGGUCGACACGUGUUCGCUUUGUUCACUGAAGAAACGAGUUGAAUGCCUAGUUUUAGUAAUUUUGUUUUAGCCACAAAUUGAUUUUGUGAUGCCGAAUUGAUUUUUUACAUGGCAGGUCGCUAUGAGUGAGCUCAAAUGUGCUCGACGAAGUGUACAGUUGUUUUUGGGGGUCGGUAAUGAGAACAGCCGGUGGUACGUUUCACCAAGGUUCCUACUCCAAUGACAUGAACAGUUACAAAAUUAAGGUUUUGCAAUCAGCACUAAAGCAAACGCAGUGUGUGUGUGCUUCUUUGGAACAUUAUCUCCGGGGAAAUGCAUCAGGCUUUAUCUGCUAUAUCUUUGUGUUACCGCUUAUCAGGGUGUACUGUCACUACACACGUGGCAUCUCCGUUUUACGUUUGAUAAGGAAUUGAGUUGCAGUGACAGUAGCAACAACCACUGAGAAUGUGUAACUACUAUUCAUGCCACAAAAGCUAAUUCGUAUUAUUUUUGCAUUCCACUCCUCCCGAUGCUUACCACCACAGCCCGGUUGAGAUUCUAAAACCUACCAGAAGGAAAGCAACAUAACAGUUGUGUUUGUGAAGCGAUGACACCUGUGAAAGAAUUAUGAAGAGAUCAUGUUGUGAUUCAAGUGCAUUGUACCACAGUGACGGAGAUUUUCUUAACGUGCUCUGGUGAAAGCACUGUUUUAGCGAGCUUGAAGACAUUGACUCGUAUUUUUGAGACUUUUUUUUGACGAAACAUUCAGAACAUUUGGUAGACUGUGGUUAUACUGAUCUAUAAUGCCGGUUUCUCCUUCAACUUACGAAGGCCGUAAGGAACUGGACGUUUCCUCCGAAAAGAACUUUUGUCCGUUACUUGUCUUACAUAUUGCUGUGGACUCAAAGUGACAACCAUCACUGCCCGUUCAACAUAAGCGUGCUCGUUUAUUUGUGCAUAAUUUUCUGCAGAAACGGAUAUGCAGUCGUGAAAUUGGUGCGUCGACGUAGAGCUUGCAUAUUUUUCGACGUUCUCAGACACUUUCAGCCAGUUACGCAGAUUAUGGUAGACGGGGGUUUUCCGCAUAAAUUGCACAGCAUCAGCGUUAAACGGAUAUCGCAUUACGCUGCUGAAACACAUUACCUGUGCGCACGUUCCAAAUGCUGAGCGUUCCUGGGACUAACUGGCCACUUUGGCCCUAUUUUUGUACGCCCGAUAAACAAACUGCCACGACAUGCAGUUUACUUGUACGGUCGUAAGCAUAUAGAGCAGUCUGAGGUAUAGACAGCGGGAGGUCACACCACCCGUGUGUGCAACAAGAGUUUGUAAAUUCUGGUGGUACAGACAACUGGAACACUGUAGAUGUUUUUGCUUUUUUCAUAGACUACACUGGACAGAGACUGCAUGUACAUAAACAGUCUAUUUAUUCCAUUCCAGCAUCAUCAUCCAAUACUGUAAAUCAUUUUUGUUUGUACAUAUCCAAUAAAUUACUCUGGACACAUA